Molecule: messenger RNA, 300 nt
Organism: Necator americanus (New World hookworm)
Lineage: Eukaryota; Metazoa; Nematoda; Chromadorea; Rhabditida; Ancylostomatidae
Exons: 2
Coding region: 1-300 (99 amino acids)
Source: RefSeq, a predicted model, not a curated record
AUGUACGAGGUCGCGUGUACGAAUCUGACUUACGUACGUUCUCGCGGUGGACCUACUUAUGCUGAAGGCAAUCAGGAAUUUGAGUAUACACUCUCGGAGCGAACGAGCUGUUUGAUUUGCAAAGUGAUAUGGCGGAAGUUACCCAUAAAUGGCAAGAAGGAACAACUUACCGUUUCGUUGCGUUCAAAUGCCAUACAUUGUCCAGCUGAAGAACUCGAAUCACUCGCUUCCGAUAGGAAACUCACGCGAGGCGGCUAUGGAAAACUGACGAAUGGAUGGAUUCCGUGCAAUCUAUUCUAA